This is a messenger RNA of Parasteatoda tepidariorum (common house spider), 5253 nucleotides long. RefSeq lists its product as uncharacterized. The record is from RefSeq and is a predicted model, not a curated record. Gene Ontology annotation, biological process: negative regulation of DNA-templated transcription. NCBI's taxonomy places the organism in Eukaryota, Metazoa, Arthropoda, Arachnida, Araneae, Theridiidae. Gene Ontology annotation, cellular component: PRC1 complex; nucleus. Gene Ontology annotation, molecular function: zinc ion binding; chromatin binding; histone binding.
UGCUUUGCGCAUGCGCAAAUCCCAAGAUCAGCUUGGCAUCUAUUUGUAUUUAAUAACAUUAGUUGAAUAGUAAAGUUGAAGUGUUAGAAAUGAUUCUAUGUUUUGAAUGAGGUUAUGACCCAAGUAACAAGAAAAUUACUGUGAAAAACCAUUAAAAAUGGCUCUGUCUCAAGGUAAUAACAACACGGGAAUGUCGCAACUUAAUACUAACAAUGUGCAGAUGGCUGUAUCUCAAAUGAAUACCAAUUCUGGUACGCCAGUCCAAACUUCCGUGUCUCAAUUAACUGCUCAAGUACAAGCUGUACAAAACAGUAAUAUGAUGUCACAAAAUCCUCAAAUAAUGGCUGCAUCAGAUGUUCCUGAAGUUCAAAUGGCCGAUUUAAAUACUAGUACUGGCCAGUCCAUGCAAAUGACAGUGCCUCAACUCAAUUCUCUUAAUUCUCAAAUGAUCUCUAAUUCAGAUGUAUCUGAUGUUCAAAUAACGCAACUUAAUUCUAAUACUGGACAACCAGUACAAAUAUCUGUAUCUCAACUUAAUACUAGUACUGGAGCUCCUAUUCAGACUUCAGUCCCUCAACUUACUGCUCAAGCUCAAACAGUGCCUGCUGGAACUAUGAUAUCUCAAAGUUCAGGUCCUCAUUCAAUUAUGAUUCAUCCUAUGAUGACAAUGACUCAAGCACCUCUUCAGCAAUUACAAGGAUCUGGUACUCCUGUACAAAUGACAGUACCUCAACGAAAUGCUACCGGAGGAGGACCUGUUCAGAUGACGCAGCUUAAUACUAGUACUGGACAACAAGUACAAAUGGCUGUAUCGCAAUUGAAUACUAGUGCCGGAACACAAGUACAAACUUCAGUACCUCAACUUACUGCCCAAGCACAAACUAUGCCUAUGAUGUCUCAAAGUUCUGCUCCUCAUCCUACUAUGAUUCAUCCCACAAUGGCUCAGUCACCUCUUCAACAAGUUCAAGUAAUUCAGCCACAGCAACUCCCUGCUUCUUAUCUUCAACAUUUGUAUCCUCAGCAGCAAAUGCUUUUCCCAGGAAACUUAACAUUACAGCAUGCCGGUAUGACAGCCCAAUCUCUUCAAGGUCUUGGUGCAACUCAAGGCCUCAGUCUUCAACUGCAAGCUAAAGCAAUAGAUCCUAAACAACAAGGUAGUGCUCAAAAUUUGCAAGCAGUUAAUACCAAUAAACAAAGCAUUGCUGUCAAUGCUGGAACUAUGAUGACUGCACCAGGGCAAAUGUUUACAGCACCCAAAGCUAAUUUCCAACAACAAAUGAUGACUGCCCAAGGUGGAAAAUCAACCAUUAUACACAGUCAGUCUGGUUUUGCUCCAGCAAAUGCUAAUCAAACUGUUGUUAUCGGACAAUUGGGAAUGUUGCCAAAUCAACAAACAAUUCUUAAUCAAAAGGCUCUUCAAGAUUCACAAAAAGGAAAAGCAUAUGCAUUUCAAAGUCAGCCAACAGCUCUUCAACCUAAAUCUCUUUAUUCCUCUUCAUUGCCUGUCAAUUCUACAGCUCAAGUAUUCAAUAGUGCUCAAUUAAAACAAAUUUCAUCUCAACCUCAAAUAAUAACUUCUCAAGCUCCUGGAAAUGUUUUAAACCAAGCCCAAUUAUUUGGACUGCAAACAAUUGGAGCGUCCUUGCCACCUGGUCUGUCUUGGGCUACUCCAGGAUGCUUACAGUCAUCAGCUCUUCUUGGCCAAAAUCCUAUCAUUAUUAGGAGUCAAGAAUCAAACAUGUAUAUACAACAGCAACCUCAAACUGCCAUGCAUUUACCUGUGGCUGCAGCUGCUGCUCAGCCAAUGCCUCCAACUUCUUUCGUUUCCACUGCCAAUAUACCUCAGAAGCAAAAGCAAGUUAAAGUGAGGCCAGGUACACAAACAGUAGCUGUAGCGACUCAGACUAUUGUUUCUAGUGCUCCUACUGUACAUUCUAACACUCCACCUAUACGUGCUCAGAUAAAACCAAAAGCUCCUAAACCAAUUGCUACAGCAUGUUCACCUCAAAUAGCUCCUCAGAUGGCAACAACCCAGACUCAAACGAAUCAACCACCUCAAAUUGCUCCGCAACAUAUGCAACAGCCUUCCAUCCAUAUACUUACUCAACAAAAAUCAGACGCUUCAAAUCAAACUCAGACAAACCAAACUAACGAUAGAAAGCCAAUAGCUACUUAUAGUAGAUCUGUAUGUGUAGGUGUCGAUGCCAAACAGCAGCUUCCGCCUCCACCACUACCAAAAUCACAGGCUAUGGUCGCUCCUUCCGCCAAAAUCAUUCAAGCAACCGUUUCUCCCUGCAAUGAUAUGUCUGUGUCCACUUCAACAUCAACAAUCACAACAGUGUCUUCUUCUAUGCCUAUACUACCUACUUCCACUGUUCAAAUUAAUACUUCAGUGCCUACAUUUGAUGUCAUUUCAACCAUUACUCCAUCAGUGUCGCAUGUAUCUCCAUUGCCUAAAGUUGUUGUAGUCUCUGACCCUGUUCGUGAGCCAAAUAAAUCUGUCUCUACUGAGCCCAUGCAAGAAGCAAUCACAUCUCAUAAAAAUGAAACUGCAGAAGCGUCUGUAGAAAAAGAACCAUUAAAACCUCAACAGCCAAUAGCCAAACCAGCAUUAGGUCCUGUUAAAGAAAAACAACCCCAAAAGGCUAUAGUAAAGCCACAAGUAUUGACUCAUGUUAUUGAUGGUUUUGUCAUCCAAGAAGGUCCUGAACCAUUUCCAGUUAGACCAUCAGUGCUAGAUUCACCCUGCAGAAAUGUAUCGGAUAAACUAGAAUUGAAUCAAAAAAGGAAAGAAAUUCAGUCAUCAGUUGCCAGUCCUGAAAAGAAAGUGAAAAUUCAUCGUGGCAGAGGUAAUGUUGAAUUGGCAAAGUGUGAAUUUUGCGGAAAGUUUGGGGCUAAAAACAAAUUUAAGAAAUCUAAACGUUUUUGCUCUACUUCCUGUGCUAAAAGAUUCAAUGUUUGCUGUUCCAAACGUGUUGGGCUGCUUCAUCCAGCUAAUGUGGCUCCAGGCCCUGGACGUAAAAGAAAAGUGGGCAGAGGUAGAAAAAGUUUAAAGAAGCAGGCACUUAUUGAAGAAAGUGAGGAAGUAAUUGAAUCUCCUGUUGAUGAAAGCAAUACAAGUAUUACUGAAGAUGAUUCUUCAGUUUUAUCCAAUAAAGCAGAAGAAGAGCAUCCGAUGCAUCAAGAGAAUUCAUCUUUGCCACCUGCUACAGCUGAACAGGAAAUAAUUGAAAUUCAAAAAGCAGACAACUCCGAUUUCGUACCCCCAUCUCAAAAAUUACCUUCAAGUUGGAGUGUUCAAGAUGUGUUUGAAUUCAUAAAAGACACACCUGGUUGCUCUGAUUAUGCUGAUACAUUUCGGUCCCAGGAGAUUGAUGGUCAAGCUCUGCUAUUGCUUAAAGAAGAUCACUUAAUGACUAUGAUGUGCAUGAAACUAGGUCCAGCUGUGAAACUUAUAUCAGUUAUUAAUGGUAUUAAAGAGGAGCUUGAGAAGAAAAAUUUUAUCACAUAAAUGUACCUUAAAUUGUUUUGUGUGCUAAUAAUUGCUCAAAAGUUGUUAAUAGAACUAUCUUGUGUUAAAUUAUAUUUUGACUUCUUUCUUUUUCUUUUUUUAAAAUUUUGUUCUUGCAAUAUACUUAUGAAAAAUGCGUGUUAAACAUGAAGUUUGCUUUAGAUCAUUCAUUUAUAUACGAGAGGCUCUGAAUUAUGAAUUAAUUUUUAGUACAGGUUUAGAAAUUAAUUUAUAAUUAAGUUAUUUUAUCAUGUGUAAGCAGAUUUCAAAUUUUUUAAUUCUUAAAUAUACUUGUAUCAGAAUCUCUAAAUUUAUAUAUCUAUUAAUAGUAUUUAAAUAAGUAUUAUAUUUAAUUUAUUUGCUGUUCUUAUCUUAUGAUAUAGUUUGUAAGAAGAAAAAAAAUCAUAAUUUGAUUUAAUAUUGUUGCAUGAUUUCAGUUGUUUUUGCAUGUUUUUGAAAUUAUGAAAUCUUCCAUAAUUUAUAGAAUUACUGUGAAAUGUCCAUGUUUUUGAAAUGAUCAUAAAUGUUGUUAUUGUUAAUUCAUUGCUAAAAAUGCAGUGCCUCUAAUCACUAAAAAGUAGCCUUCAAGAGCAUUUGUUGUGUAUUGUUUUCGUGCAUUUACUUGUAAAUAAAUCAUUCAUAUUUCACUGUACCUGUACUCAGUUUUAAAGAUAUAUAUAUAUAUAACCUCUCAGGUUUUUAAGGAGAUGUUUUGCCACUGCCAAUUCUUCAUAUACAUAUUUUUAGAAACAAUUUAUACCUACCUAUUUAUAUUUUUAGAGUAUUUUUACACAUAUUGUUUGCUCUAGCGGGAAGACAUAUUGUAGUUAAUGAUAUUUAUUGUCAGUGUGAUUGAUUUGUUUCUUAAAAAUGAUUUAAAAUAUUUUUAAGGAAUCUCUGAAUUAUGUAUACAUAUAUAUCAUAAUGCCAUUAUCUUCAUAUUAGUAUAUGUUCUUUAAAGGUUUGCUAAUGCCUGUAGAUUAGAAUUAAAGGAAAAAAUUAUUUUCUUUUUUAUUUGUUUUAUACUUAUUUUGGUGAUGGCUGUUAUAUAGGUAAAAAGUAGAUUGUUUAUUCAGAAGAAAAAAAUUUGUUAGUUAUUUCAGUUUUUUUUUAUGUGAAUAAAACCUAAACAUUUGACCUCUAGUGUGUUUGAGUAAUCUUGCCUAUCUUGAAACUAUUUGUCUUAAAAAAUAGCGAAAUUAUUUUUCUGUUUUAAGAUUUAACAUUGAAUUGUUACUUUUAGAGAUGAAUAGUUAAAAAAUAACAUAAAAUGUCAAUUUAUCAAUGCUUAUAUAACAGCUUAUUUAUAUUUGUACUCAAAAAUCAAAAAAUUAUAAUUAAAACCACAAAUUUUUUAGUAAAAAUAUUUUUAAUCUUUUAUUUAUAUAUAUAUAUAUAUAUUGAUUUUAUUUCACAAUUCUUGCUGACAAUCAGUAUUCUAACUUAUGUAAAUUUCCCAAGACAUUAUUUUAAACAAAUUCAUUGAUUAGGAUAAAUAAAAAUUAAUAAUUUUUUUUAUUUCUACUUCAGUUUUCUUUUUUUAUUAUUAUUAUUAUACUGUUCUCCCCUAAUAAGCUGAUCUUUUUACAAUGUGUAAAGACAAAUUAGAACAUUUAAGUUUGUUAACUUUAUUUUGCUUGAUCUUUCAAACUAUGUUUAAUUAUUGUUUAACUUAUCUAAAUGUAAAAUGUAUAUUUCAACAAAAGACCUCAUGAAAAUAAAAUUUAUUUUUAAUAUAGAAA